Messenger RNA from Euleptes europaea (tarantolino), 976 nucleotides. RefSeq names its product pyridoxal phosphatase (gene PDXP). Gene Ontology annotation, cellular component: cytoplasm. NCBI's taxonomy places the organism in Eukaryota, Metazoa, Chordata, Lepidosauria, Squamata, Sphaerodactylidae. The transcript is spliced from 2 exons. The record is from RefSeq and is a predicted model, not a curated record. Gene Ontology annotation, molecular function: pyridoxal phosphatase activity. Bases 22 to 939 code for a protein of 305 amino acids.
UGCGGCGGUUGCGGGGCCAGCAUGGCGGGCUGCCGGCGGUUGAGCGGCCCGAGCCUGCGCGAGGUGCUGGGCGAGGCGCAGGGGGUGCUCUUCGACUGCGACGGGGUGCUGUGGGCCGGGGAGCGGGCCGUGCCCGGCGCGGCCGAGCUGCUGGAGCGCCUGAGCCGCCACGGGAAGGCCGCCCUCUUCGUCUCCAACAACAGCCGCCGCUCGGUGGCCGAGCUGGAGCGCCGCUUCUGCCGCCUGGGCUUCCGCGGCGUGCGGGGCGAGCAGGUCUUCAGCUCGGCGCUCUGCUCCGCGCUCUUCCUGCGGCAGCGCCUCCUCGGGGACGGGGUCGCCGGGGGGGACCCCUCCGCCGCCGCCGGCCCCGUCUUCGUGCUGGGCGGCGAAGGGCUGCGCGGGGAGCUGCGCGGCGCGGGGCUGCGCCUGCUGGGCGAGGAGGAGGAGGAGGCGGCGCGGGGCCCGGUGCGCGCCGUCCUCGUCGGCUACGACGACCAGUUCACCUUCUCCAAGCUCUCCGAGGCCUGCGCCUACCUGCGCGACCCGCAGUGCCUGCUCGUGGCCACCGACCCGGACCCCUGGCACCCGCUGAGCGAUGGGCAGCGCACUCCGGGAACUGGGAGUCUCACUGCAGCAGUUGAAACAGCAUCUGGGCGCAAGGCGAUGGUAGUUGGGAAGCCAAACACAUACAUGUUUGAGUGCAUUGUGGAGCGCUUUGGUGUGGAUCCGUCCCGCAUGCUCAUGGUGGGUGACCGGCUGGAGACAGACAUCCUGUUCGGCAAGAACUGUGGCCUCGAUACGGUCUUGACCCUGACAGGUGUUUCACGCCUGGAGGAGGCACAGGCUUACAUGGCCAGCGACAGCCCCGCUGCAAAGGACCUGGUGCCUCAUUACUAUGUGGACAGUAUUGCAGACUUGAUACCAGGCCUGGAUGAGUAAGAGGGAAUGUGGGUGGACAAAAGGUCCUAGUCCCUUU